Setaria italica (foxtail millet) is the source of this 684-nucleotide messenger RNA. RefSeq names its product probable small nuclear ribonucleoprotein F. Gene Ontology annotation, molecular function: RNA binding. Gene Ontology annotation, cellular component: U1 snRNP; catalytic step 2 spliceosome. The record is from RefSeq and is a predicted model, not a curated record. The coding region runs from base 252 to 431 and encodes 59 amino acids. The transcript is spliced from 5 exons. Gene Ontology annotation, biological process: mRNA splicing, via spliceosome; spliceosomal snRNP assembly. NCBI's taxonomy places the organism in Eukaryota, Viridiplantae, Streptophyta, Magnoliopsida, Poales, Poaceae.
CUAGAAUUUGAUGAGAUCAUAUGCUCAUGGUAGUUACUUUACAUGAAUGUAAAAUAUUGGAGGGUUCAAUAUAAGAGGGCAAGUAUGAGGGGUUUGUUGGAGAUCAUUGUGAAGUAGGAGAGAGAAAUUGGAUGAGAGACUCUCAUUCGGGUGGAAUAGGAGGCCAAAAUUAGGAGACUGUGCCAGUUAACCCAAAACCUUUCUUGAACAACCUGACAGGGAAGCCUGUAAUUGUCAAACUCAAGUGGGGUAUGGAGUACAAAGGAUAUCUUGUUUCUGUGGAUUCUUAUAUGAACCUUCAGCUUGCUAACACAGAGGAGUACAUUGAUGGGCAAUUCUCUGGAAACCUGGGAGAGAUUUUGAUCAGGUGCAACAAUGUUAUGUACCUCCGAGGUGUUCCAGAGGAUGCGGAGAUAGAGGAUGCGGAGUGAGAAGACUUGAAGCAUGUUUAGAUUGAUUGAUGUAAUAUGAUUCUGACGUGUGCUUGGGUGCGCUGGUCACAACCUAUUCUGCCAAAUCCUAGCUUUGAACUUAGUGAGUGGUGAAGCAUGUCAGUCUACUUUCUGUCAUUCUGCUGAAUGUUUGAACUGAAAGCUAGGACUAGAGAUGUUAUUCAAACUUCUUUCAGUUAAGAGUAUUGCUGUCAUUCUGCUGAAUGUGAGAAUUACCAGAUUUUUUAACCAA